Messenger RNA from Corylus avellana, 2637 nucleotides. The record is from RefSeq and is a predicted model, not a curated record. Lineage: Eukaryota; Viridiplantae; Streptophyta; Magnoliopsida; Fagales; Betulaceae.
GUUUUCUGGUGAGUUUCUCUACAAAGCCAUCUCUCUCUCAGACUCUCUCAUUCCUUAAUCAUUUCUAUACAUUCCCUUGAAUAACAUUAGGGAUUUCACGGCCAUUGAAGAGAAGCAAAGCUGCAUUUUUAUACACUCACGGCCAUUGAAUAACAUCAGCGAUUUCACGGCCACUGAAGAGAAGAGAAGGUGCAUUUCUUAUCCACUCGCGGCCAUUGAAUAUUAGGGAUUUCACGGCCAUUGAGAAGAUUUUGGUUUUUGGAUUAAGGAUUUAGAUGACGAUGAGUGAGGGAAAGACCAUGCAUUUAGAACAGGGAUGGGAGUUCAUGCAGAAGGGGAUCACAAAGCUGAAGAACAUUCUAGAAGGGCUGCCCGAGCCACAUUUCAGCUCUGAGGACUACAUGAUGCUCUACACGACCAUCUAUGACAUGUGUACUCAGGAGCCUCCUCAUAAUUACUCCCAACAGCUUUAUGACAAGUACCGGGAGUCAUUUGAAGAUUACAUAACUUCAGUGGUUUUGCCAUCUAUAAGGGAGAAGCAUGAUGAAACUUUUUUGAGAGAGUUUCAAAAAAGGUGGGCAAAUCACAAAGUUAUGGUGAGGUGGCUUUCUCAUUUCUUCCAUUAUCUUGAUAGAUAUUUUAUCACAUGGAGGUCACUUCCUCCCCUCAAUGGAGUUGGACUUACAUGCUUCCGUGAUCAGGUCUACCAGGAGUUAAAUGGAAAAGUAAGAGACGCUGUUAUUUGUCUGAUUGGUCAAGAACGUGAGGGAAAGCAGAUUGACCGAGUUCUAUUGAAGAAUGUUUUAGAUAUAUUUGUUGAGAUUGGAAUGGGGCAAAUGGAUCUGUAUGAAAAUGACUUUGAAGCAGCUAUGCUUAAAGAAACUGCUGCUUAUUAUUAUUUGGAAGCUAAUAACUGGAUUUCACAAGAUUCUUGUCCAGAUUAUACACAGAAAGGCGAGGACUGCUUGAAACAAGAGAAAGAUAGGGUUUCUCAUUACUUGCAUCCAAGUAGUGAGCCAAAGCUACUGCAGAAAGUUCGACGUGAGUUGUUGUCUGUGUAUGCAACCAAAUUGCUUCGCAAAGAUGUCUCUAUGCGGCCCCUUGCGUUGCUUAGAGGUGACAAGGUGGGAGAUUUGUCAAGAAUGUCCAGGCUCUUUUCUAAAGUAUCUCAAGGCUUAGAUCCCGUUUCCAGCAUAUAUAAGCAGCAUGUUACUGCUGAUGGCCUCGCAUUAGUGUCAGAGGUGGAGAAAGACUCCUCGCACAAACAAGCGGAGAAGAAGGAUGUGGUUGGUUUGCAGGAACAGGUUCUUGUUAGAAAAGUGAUUGAGCUGCAUGACAAGUACCUUGCAUAUGUGAAUGAUUGUUUCCAAAACCAUACCAUUUAUAACCAGGCACUCAAGGAGGCUUUUGGGGUAUUCUGGAUGGAGGGUGUUGCAGGAAGGCCAAGUGCAGAACUACUUGCUACUUUCUUUGAUAACAUUCUUAAGAAAGGUGGAAGCAAGAAAUUGAGUGAUGAAGCCAUUGAAGAAACACUUGGAAAGGCAGUAAAGUUGCUUGCUUAUAACAGCGACACAGAUCAUGUCGCUCAGUUCAUAGAACUCUACAGAAAGAAGCUUGCUCGAAGACUUCUUUUUCACAAUACUGCAAAUGAUGACCAUGAGAGGAGUACUUUGAAAAAGCUUACGCAGCAGUGUGGUCAUCAAUUAACCUAUAAGAUGGAGGGAAUGGUCAGAGAUUUAAGAUUGGCAGGGGAAUAUCAUACCAGAUUCGAGGAGUAUCUAAGCAAUAAUCCACACACAAAUCGGGAGAUUGACUUUACUGUUACUGUUCUGAAUUCUAACUCAUGGCCAGAUUACAAGUCUUUUGUCCUCAAGCUUCCCCCAGAGCUGGAAAACUGCGUUAAUAAUUUCAACGAAUUUUAUAAGACGGAAGAUGGGAGGAAAAAGCUGAGAUGGAUACACCCAUUGGGUAUAUGUCAUAUUAUGGGAAAUUUUGAACCUAGAGCUAUUGAGCUUAUUGUGAGCACGGUUCAGGCUUCGGUCCUCUUACUUUUCAAUUCCUCAGAUAGGUUGAGUUAUUCAGACAUAAAGAGUGAAUUGAACUUGACUGAUGAUGACGUUGUUCAACUACUCCACUCCCUGUCAGGCGCCAAGUAUAAGAUUCUGAACAAGGAGCCGAACACAACAAAUAUAUCUCCUACUGAUUACUUUGAGUUCAACUCAAAGUUCACUGACAUAAAUAGUAGGAUCAAGAUUCCUCUUCUUAAGAACAAAGCUGUUGAUGAGAAGAAGGAAGUAAUAAAAGAUGUUGUCUGCGAUAGACGGUAUGAAAUUGAUGCCGCAAUUGUGCACCUCAUGAAGAGCCGUAAGUCUUUACGUCACAGGGAUCUGCUCGCCAAGUUAGAUGCUCAGUUGGAUAGCAAGUUCAAGCGUAAUAGGACGCUUGUAAAGAACCGCAUUGAAUCUCUAAUCGAAAGAGAAUUCAUUGAAAGAGACAAACAAGACGGCGAAUUGUACAAGUACCAGCCAUGAUGUGGCCCUUUUGGCGAUUUAUGAUUUGUUUCCAUAAAGUGACUUUUUUGUGAUGUAAUUCACAUCAGUUUCACACCCACUUUAUGAACAAUCAUAUAUUUUGUAA